This is a messenger RNA of Nymphaea colorata (pocket water lily), 832 nucleotides long. RefSeq names its product protein EARLY RESPONSIVE TO DEHYDRATION 15-like. The transcript has 3 exons. The record is from RefSeq and is a predicted model, not a curated record. NCBI's taxonomy places the organism in Eukaryota, Viridiplantae, Streptophyta, Magnoliopsida, Nymphaeales, Nymphaeaceae. The coding region runs from base 169 to 645 and encodes 158 amino acids.
CGCCUCCAGGACGCGUAAGCUUCGGGUUGGAUAGACUGUGAGUGGAGGAGAGAGAAAGAGGGAGGGGUCAAAUUCCCAAGAAAACGUUUACUCAGAGACCACAGCCAAACGCCGGAAAGGCUUCUAAAUCAAAAAGAGAACGAGCGGUUGAUGAGACGAUAAUAAUUCAUGGCAGCAGCACCAGGAAUCAUCAGAUCCUCACUUAACCCGAAUGCACCUCCCUUCAUCCCCUCCUCCUUUCAGCGGGUGGAGGACUUCUCUCCGGAGUGGUGGGAGCUCGUGAAAUCAUCGACGUGGUUCCGAGACUACUGGGUGGAUCAGCACCAGGAGAUCGUCGAUGGUGUUAGCAAUGCCGGAGAGGAAGAUGACAUUGUGGCUCUUCUGCCGGAAACCUUCGAGCUAGAGGAAUUUCCCGAUCUUCUCGAUGAAGGGGUAUUCUUUCAGCCUGAGCAGCCGAAGCAUCUGAUGAGCAAUCAAAAUGGCGAUCUUAAUCAAGAGAAAUUACGACUGGACAUAGCAGAGAGCCUGGGUUUGAAAUCGCCAGGAGGCGGGACGUGGGAGCAGCGGGCCAAGUACUGGGAGAAACCACCGCAGACCGUCAGCCCCAGGACCCCCAACCGUAGGAUCAUUCAGCAGCCGCGAUGAUCAUCUUCACAAGAAAGAAGGGGACACUGCCGUGAGAACUCUCUUGAGUUUUGUCUGCAACUCGCUCUCCCUUCCUUUCCCCUCCUUUUGUUUAUUUCCUGUAAAGGGAUGCUUAAAUAUCUGAAGUUGGUCACAUGUCUCCUGGCAGCGAUCUCUGUUAAGUAAAUUUCGGUGAAUAUUAUCUUUC